AGGAAGUAGUGAAGUAAACAGACUGAUGGUGGAGGCAGCGGCUGUGAGGGUCUAACGUCGCAUUUCUUUGUUAAAAACCUUAUUUCUUCUUUCAAAAUGAGUCAACAUAUUGAGAGAGAUCUUGAUGUGACUAAUUGUAGCCGUGGAUUGUGGCUGGUUAAGAUUCCUAAGUACAUGCGGGAAAAAUGGGCAGAGUGUGCAGGUGAUGUCGGAACACUCAAGAUAAACAAAGUUCCUGGUAAAAUUCCAUCUGUGUCUUAUUCAUCAAAUGAUCAAAUACUAAAGGACAGCAAGAUGCCCAGGGAACACAAGUUCAUCUUACACAGUGUCAAAGAAAUGACGCUUGGUGUAUUCUCCCAGUCAAUUCCACAAGGGAGCCCAGAUGCUGUAGUUCCUGAGACGGAGAAGUUAUAUAUGGAGGGACAAGUCAUUCAGAAGUUUGAGUGCCAACCUGUUGUUGAUAAUUACUAUAUUAACCAGAAGAGAGCUGCUGUAGUAAAGGCUGCCCAACCUCAUCGUAAGGCUGGAUUUAUUGAAAGACCUGUGCACGUCUACAAGCCAAUAUCAAAGCAUAGGCACAAUAAUGAAACAGAAGAGAGGAAGAAGGCAGAAGGGAAGAAGGCCCGUGAUGACAAGGAUAAAGUCAGGGACAUGCUGUAUGCUGCAUUUGAGAAACAUCAGUAUUAUAACAUUAAGGAUCUGCAGAAGUUGACAAGACAACCUAUUACGUAUCUGAAGGAGAUCCUCAAGGAACUGUGCGACUAUAACGUCAAAAACCCACACAAAAAUACAUGGGAACUCAAGCCUGAAUACCGGCACUAUAAGAAAGACGAGAUGGCAGCGGAUGACCCAAGCAGUGAUUAACCUCAAGACUCUCUAGUGCAGUGGUUCCCAACCAUUUUAGUACCAUGCCCCACUUUUUUAUCACAAAUUUCUUCAUGUCCCCCACCCGUUAAUUGUUUAGUAUGAUAUAACAAUAUCAGUUUUGAAGAAGUAUAACAUAAAAAAUUGUAUCUUUCAAAUAAAACUAAAGGGUUUAACUUCAAAUUUAAUCAAAUAAAAUCCAUUUUAUAAUGUGUAUAACAUAUCUACCAUCAGAUUAAAUAAAUUCAAUUACAAUCAAUUAAUGAGACCCUUGAGCCUGAUGUCUACUGCAAAGAGAUUUUAUCCGAGGCAGAUAUUUUGUUAAUUUCAAUCUCAAGUCGCCUCGUUUAGUGAUAUCCAGUCGGUUUCUUUUCUUCAGUAAUAAGUCAUUCACAGCACUAAAUCCACAUUCCACUAAGUAUGACGAUGGGAAUGGUAACAGUAGUUUUCUUGCCAAACUACUUGUAUUUGGAUAUUUAGCUUGUGUUUCUUCACAGAGCCACAUCAUUGUUCUUUUUAUUUUGAACAGGGCUUUAAUCGAGUCAUCAUUUUGUAAUUCUGAAAGUUCUCCUUGAUACUCCAUGGUUACAUCUGACAGAUCCACUAGCAUUGGCUGAGUCAUCCAAGAUGGAUAAUUAAUUUCUUUCAAAUCAGAAAAUCUGAAGUUGAAAUCGCUUACCAUUAUUUUUAAGUGCUCCACAAUAACAAGACAAGUAGCAUCUGUUACCUCAAAUUUAUUCAGCCAAUAAAAUUGUUCAAAUUUUUUGACAGAAAUAUUUUCUUGGGAUAAUUCCAGAAAUGAUAUAAAGCCAAAUAUCUUGGCCUUUGAAUUAACAAGAGUCAUAUUUGUUCCUUGGAGCUCCUUAUUUAAGACAUUGAGUUUUUCAAAUAUAUCUGCUAAAUAACUGACAAGUGCUUUACCAUCAACUGUCAGUAACAGUCAUAUAAGGUUUGUCAUCCAAGAACUCGCUAAGAAUAUCAAAUAAUUCCAUGAAUCUUUUCAGGCAAUUCCCAUUUGAUAACCACCUUACAUCAGUAUGAAGUAAUGAUCUUACAUAGUCUGCAUUUUGAUCCUUGCAAAAUUGUUUGAAAAGACGCUCACAUUUGGCAUUAGCUUUUAUAGUGUUGAUGCAUUUUAUAACUGCAUUCAAUGUCUCGUUUAGAACAGGGGAAACUUUUUUGGAAACUAAAUUCUGUCUAUGAAUAACACAAUGCACUAACAACAUUUGGGGAUUGUCGUCUUUCAAUAAUUUUAAAACUCCAUUUUUCUUGCCCAUCAUCACUGGAGCACCGUCUGCAGCACAAGAUAUAAUGUUCUCCAUUGGUAUCUGCUUAUCAUCUAAAUAUGUUUUUAAUUUCUUAUAUAUAUCAAUUGCAAUAGUGGUGGUUUCUAAUGCUUCGCAAAAUAGCAUAUCCUCGAUAAAUUCUCCAUUAUCAACAUAUCUUACAUAGGCCAUUAACAGAGCUUCACUAUCUCUUACAGUUGAUUCGUCCAACUGUAUUGAAAAAUUUGUAUAUUUUAAUUUUUCAACAAGUUGUACUUCUACAUCACAACUCAUUUCAUCAAUCCUGCUACUAACAGUAUUAUUACUGAGCGGCAUGCUUUUGAGAUCUUGGUCAUCUUUUUCAAGAACUACUUUCAGAAAAGUUGAUAUUGCGGGCUUAAUUAAAUUCUCCCCUAUUGUAUGAUUUUUGCCACAUUUUGCUAUGAGAAGAGAAAUUUCAUAACUAGCCUCAAGACCACGAUCCUUGCUUGCACUUCUUGCAGAGAACAAUGAAUUUAUUGUUGAUCUUUUUUCAAACUUCUCCUUUAGGGAUUUAAAAUACUCCAGUUUUGAAUUAACAUGAAUACUGUGUUUUGCCUUCAAAUGAUUUUCGAGACGACCUCUCUUCAUGGAUUCAUUAGUCAAACAUUGGUGGCACAACAGACAAAAAGGCAACCUUUCAUCAUGAGUCGCUGGUAUGAACCCAAACAGCAAGUACUCAUCUGAAUACUGGCGAACUUUUUUUUUGGCGUGCACACUGUUCAUUUUAUGCAUCAUGGGGGUAACUGAAAAGUGAAAAUAAAAUAUUUAUAUACUUAGGAAAAUAAAUUUAAUAUCUAACUUCUGUAACAUACAAGGCACAGUGUCAAUAUGCAGUUGCCAUUUCAAGUAAAUAUUGAGCUUUAUAUUCACAGUUUUAAAUUAAUGUUACUGUGACAAGAUCAAUGAAUGAUUAUUUUUAUACAUUAUUUUCAGAGAAUAACAAGAUCAAUAAUCAUAAUGAAAAGCACUUUAACCAGCCCUCUCAGUGAAGCUAAAAAACAGAGACAGAUAACUAUAUCAACAUGAAACUUGCAUUUGUGUUUAAUUCAAUACUGCUUCCAUGCUUUAUUGUGCACAUUUAAUUUGGUUGUAGUUAGUUUCCUCUGUUUUUUUAGCUUCAGUGGGAGCGUUGAGCAGCUGACUAAAACUCACCUUCUUCCUUGACAGCAGAUGAAGAACUGCAAAGUUAAACAAGUCAAAAGCCACGCAUAUAGCUGGUGCAGAUGCACGAUAACAUUAGUGGGUGAACACUUGACUAGAUUGCACAAGCUGUUGUGCUCAGCUAGGUUAUAAUUACAAUUUUACCCUAUAAAUUUAUGAUUUUUACCCAUAUAGGGUAAAAUAAAAAAAAUGUUGAUAUUACUAUAUUUUUCAUAUUGCCCCCUAUUAUUAUUGAAUUGCCCCCCUAUUAUUAUUGAAUUGCCCCCCUAUUAUUAUUGAAUUGCCCCCCUAUUAUUAUUGAAUUGCCCCCCAGUGGGGCGUAGGCCCCACGUUGGGAAUCACUGCUCUAGAGACAGUUUUUUUUGUUUUACUUUUACUUUUCAAGAACAUUUUUGUUAUUUUUUAUUAAUUGUUUUUCGAGAACAUUAUUUUGUUUUGGUAUUUUGUAUUUUUUCAGAGACAUUUUCUUAGUGCUGUUAAAAAUUACAUGGUACUUGGAAAUACUGAACAUGUGGAUUUGCCUUGAUAUCAUAACCAUUUGCCAUGAAUUAAAUAGUACCUGAAAGUGCUUGUACAUUUUUAUAUGACUAAUAUGAAAUACUGUACAGUACAGUUAAACCUCCAUGUAACGGACUUUUUUCAUAUACAGUAAUCUGUUAGAUGUAGGUUUCACAUCUAACGGACCCUCGAUAUAAUGGACUCUACAUGCCUAUUAGUUUGUUAGAUAGGGGUUUCACAUCGAACGGACCCUCGAUAUAAUGGAAUUUUCAUUUCUAUACAGUAGUUCGUUAGAUGGGGGGUUUCAUAUCUAACUGACCCUCGAUAUAAUGGACUUUCUCCUUAUAUUCCUUUAAAUAGAGGUCUUACUGUACCCUUGAAAGCCUUUUAUAUAGAAAAUAAAACUGGUAUCUAAAUGAUUGUCGUGUUUUUUAUGUUUUUCAUCUAUGUUAGUUUCUGCCAUAAUACAUCCAGUUCGGCAAGUGUUUGGUCACGAGGUAAUGGUCACUGUUCAGUAUAGUUAUUUUGGUCUCUCACACACGAACAAGAGUAGGAAGAGUGACCUUAAAUAUAUACGCUGUGACCAGCUUAUAUGACAUUACCAACUGCUAGCUCUUAUGUGACCUGAUGUUCUCUUGUAGGAGCAAUGAUGUCGUUAUACUUCGAGGAUAUCCUGACCUGACCUGACCUAUAGUGAGGGUGUUGGGUAGUCUUAUCACUUUGUAUGUUAUUGUAUUUUGAGUAGAACUGGUUAAUAAAAAUGUUAAUAUUUGGUUUAGAAAUAAUGAGGUGACAUUCGAUAUUAUAAUUCAUCGUUGGAUAUAGCAAUUAGCUUUAAGACUAGCCUACCAUUGUUAACCCUAUGUACUGCAGUAACUGUAUAAACGUACGAAAUUAC
Messenger RNA from Homarus americanus (American lobster), 4728 nucleotides. RefSeq names its product general transcription factor IIF subunit 2-like (gene TfIIFbeta). NCBI's taxonomy places the organism in Eukaryota, Metazoa, Arthropoda, Malacostraca, Decapoda, Nephropidae. The record is from RefSeq and is a predicted model, not a curated record. Gene Ontology annotation, cellular component: transcription factor TFIIF complex. Gene Ontology annotation, biological process: transcription initiation at RNA polymerase II promoter; transcription by RNA polymerase II. The transcript is spliced from 7 exons. The coding region runs from base 97 to 864 and encodes 255 amino acids.